This is a messenger RNA of Saccostrea cuccullata (small rock oyster), 6335 nucleotides long. Its product is annotated as serine/threonine-protein kinase Nek10-like. The record is from RefSeq and is a predicted model, not a curated record. Gene Ontology annotation, molecular function: ATP binding; protein serine/threonine kinase activity. Bases 440 to 3991 code for a protein of 1183 amino acids. NCBI's taxonomy places the organism in Eukaryota, Metazoa, Mollusca, Bivalvia, Ostreida, Ostreidae. Gene Ontology annotation, biological process: protein phosphorylation; regulation of cell cycle G2/M phase transition; positive regulation of MAP kinase activity. The transcript has 28 exons.
UUUAUAUUACGUCGGUUAAUUUUAUUUUCUAUAACCAGCACAGUGGGUCAGUAAUUAGCCGAUUAAUUAUAGACCUGUCAAAGUGAACAGUUAUUUUCACGCUCCGAUUCCCACACUGGAACCGUUAACCGAUAGAUUUUUUGUUUGAUCUUCGUGACGUCAGAUUUAAAUGCCUUCAUGACAGAACAUGAUCAGAAAUCCAUUUAAAAACAUGUUGAAUUUUUUUUACACUGCACAUAUCCUAUUGUGACACUCUGACAGAUUGAACGGAGCCUUGACAUGUACUGUUUUGUGACAGUUGAAUAAUAAUUAAUUUGAUUUGGAGUUAGUGUUCUCAUCACCAUUUAUGUGAAUCAGAUGUAGCUAGACAAAGACGUACCCACCAUGUAAAGGAGAGGUGUGUCGUGGGUCCUUAUCUAUCUAAUCCGUCCAUCAGAACAUGCCCACCCAGGAAAGGAAAAGAUCUCCUCCCGCAAAUGAUGACUGCAAAAGACUGAGACAACUUCUUCAACUCCUCAAUGCUCCAUUUAACAAACAACAGCUUCCAUCCAUCUCCUCAAAGAAAACCGUAAACGUCAGCCAUCAACAAUGGCCGAGUCCCCAGGGUAGGAGUAUACAACACCAGCAGCAAUCCCAGGAGAGUCUGGUCCUAGAAAAGUUCAACUUAAAGUACCAGUCCCAGAGACAGUUUGUGAAUCACCCCCUUCAUGAAAAAUUCUCAGAGGUUUUCAAGGCUCUAAUCAAACAAAGAUUAUGUUGUGUGGACUGGAUUACCUCCGCUCCGUCAGAGAAUGUCCUCCGAUUGGUGACGUGCCUCAGGAUCCUGAUGAGAGAUCCAGAGUACCAGAAGCUCUUCUACUCUCUACGAGGACUUCAAGUCUUCACAGAGCUGUUCACCAAGGCAACCAAGAGCUAUCUUUUAUAUGGAGACUCUCCGUAUUUAGUGGAUAUACUGAAGGAAAUGUCAAACAUUUUCCAGAAGUUUGCAGCUGUAAAUGAGACACAGAGAGAAUGGUUGAUCGAGUGUAAAGUUCAUGAGGGACUACUUCUUCUACUCCGUGGCCAUGGUGAUGACCUUAUUGCACUCCACUGUGCACUACACGCUCUUCUUGCCUUAGCUCAAUGCCCAGAAGCCAGGAAGCUGAUAGCAGAGAGAAACUGUGCUGAAGACUUGCUGGGAAUCAUAAAGGACUAUGACAGUUUGUCCAAAAAACUAGCUGCCAAGCUUCUCCAAAGACUGUGUAAUGAACGUUCGUGUCAGGAAUCAGUGCAGGAGCACCAAGGCAUCCCUAUUUUACUGAGUCAGUUACAUUUUGACAAUGUGAACCUUCUUCUCCCUGUCAUACAGUGUUUAAUCCACAUGUGUACCUACCCUGAGGCAAAUAAAGAGAUCCGACAGAUGGGAGGGAUACCCACAAUCCUAUCUCUACUCAGGAAUGACAGAAACUUCAUGACAGAGAGAAGUGAGAAUGGUUGUAGUGCAGCCAGCGCAGGGCCUCACGGUAGAUCACCCAUAGAUGAUAUUGUAUUCGAUAAUGUAAUGGCAGCCAAUGAGAAAACGUCAGGCAGACAGGCUGAGGAACUUAUGGAUCAAAAAUAUCAAGUGAAAUGUGCGUGUUGUACAGCUUUAACAGAGCUGGUAAUGAACGAUGCUAACGCCCAACAGAUUGUUCAGUCUAAUGGAAUAUAUACGCUGGGAUGUUUAAUUUUACCUCCGUGUGAAAAGUGCUCACCAGAAGAAACAAAACUGUGUAAAAGUCUGCAGAAGUACAGCUUCCGUGCUCUCCGGUUUUUGUUCAGUAUGGAGAGAAAUCGACGGCUGUUCAAGCGAUUGUUUCCUGUGGAUUUAUUUGAAAUGUUUAUAAACAUUGGUCACUACAAACAGGACUUGAAUGAAUACAAGCCGCUAGUGGAAAAAAUUAACGGUUUGACUGCUGAGGUGGUUGAAGAAAUUCUGGUCAACAUCCAGGAAACAAACUUAAAUCGAUCUCCAACUCGCCAUAUUGGAGACUACUCUGUGUUCGAAUUGUUAGGGAAAGGUGCUUUUGGAUCUGUGUAUAAAGUGUGCAAGGGGACUGCUGGACAGACCUUCCUAGCCAUGAAAGAGAUAAAUUAUGAGUCGCCCGCCUUUGGUCGGAAUUCACAGGAACGCAAUCAAAGUGUAGGGGAGAUAAUCAAUGAAAUUGCCAUAAUACGGAAGCAAAUGAAACACCCCAAUAUUGUCCGUUACUACAAAACAUUUGUACAAGAAGAAAAGCUCUAUAUUGUGAUGGAGUUGAUUGAGGGGGCCCCAUUAGGGGAACACUUUAAUUCACUGAAGGAAAAGAACAUGAAGUUCCCAGAAGAUAGGAUAUGGAAUAUUUUCAUGCAGUUGGUGCUGGCACUGAGAUAUCUGCAUAAGGAGAAGGGGAUUCUUCACCGAGACCUGACCCCUAACAACAUCAUGUUAGGAGAGGAUGACAAAGUCACUAUCACUGAUUUUGGAUUAGCCAAACAGAAGAGAAGUGACUGCAGUAAAAUGACUUCAGUAGUGGGCACCAUUCUCUAUUGGUGUCCGGAGAUAGUACAGAACUUUCCGUAUGGAGAGAAGGCUGACGUCUGGGCUCUGGGCUGUAUCCUUUAUCAGAUGUGUACACUAAAGCCCCCCUUCUUCAGUGACAAUAUGUUGGUGCUUGUUAACAAGAUUGUGAAUGCAGAGUAUACAGCUAUUCCAGAGGGAGCUUACUCCGACAGAAUUAUUCAGACUGUCAGAAGCUGUAUUUGUAAAUCAGUGGACGAUCGUCCUGACACGGUUCAGUUGGCAUCACAGAUCGCUGACAAACUCCUGGUACAUGUGGACAACCUCAGGAUUAAUCAGAUAACACUAGAGAAAAAGCUAGAGAAGGAACAAAAGAAAUCACAAAGACAUUACUUUGAGGCUAACCAGAACAUGCAGAAGUACCAUCAGUUGUUCCAGAUCUCUCAGGAGAAGUACGACCGCUUGGCCAACCUGGCGGGUAGUGGAGGGGCGGUGGCCCUGAAGGACGGGGACAUUAUUGACCCGAGUCUGGUGGAGGUCGAGUUUACCCGAGCUCUCCAGUCCGAGUCCCUCUCUUCAGGAGGUUUAUCUUCUGAUGAGGAGGAUGAAAGCUGCCCCAGCAGUGAGUGUGAGAGUAGGGAGAGCAGUGCUGGGAGUACCCGGGGGACCAGACGCCUCCCCUCCAUCCCCCGCCCGCCCCACACCCCAAAGACACGACGGGCUGAGCGCAGACCCAAGCGGUCACAGUUCACCUUGUCUCCUCUCAGUCUGGACAUUCCUAAUGGCCACUCUCGGACGAUUCGUGACUCUGGGUACAGUUCAGGUGACCCCUCCCCCAGUAAUCUGACAUCGGCCUCCAGUUCCUCUGACCUGCUGAUUAAUGGCCACGAGCAGAGUCUGACAGCACGGGACUACCAUCGCUCUAACAGCAUGCCAGCUCCGCAGUCUGUCGCCAGGAACAAGAAGAAAACCAAGAGACCCAACAGUGCUAACACACCAACUGUGACAAUAUCCCAGCGUAAAGUGCGACAGAUCAGUGACCCGAUUCAGCAGAUGAUGCAUCAGCUUCACAAAAUCCUGUACAUCUGUCAGCUUCCACCCACCUUAGAUCCACACCCCAAACGUAGACUGGUGGAGAAGUUCAAAAGGGCAUUGUUUGCUCCCGAUAGUAACAGCCUCAAUCUGAAGACAGAGGUCAAAAAGUUGAUGUCUGGAUCAAGGGAGAUAAUUGACAUGAACUUAGGUCCUGUAGAGAGUAAGAGAGUUAGUUCAGCCAGUUCUGUAGAAGGGGAGACCACUCCAGACGAUAACAGUGUGAACCACCAGUUUGAUCCUGAUUUUAAGGAAGCAGGGAUAACCUAUGAACAAAUGCAGACUUACAUAGAGGGCAUUCUCAGUGACUGUGGCUACUAUAGCAGUUUGCCCAGUGCCCGAGGCAGAACUCCGCCCCUGGGCCCAAUAUUACCCAAGUAAACUAUACAGCUGCCAGAGAGAGUAUCAGAAAUUCUCCCCGUUUUAGUCUAGAUUCGCCUGAGAUGAAAUUGCACAUCUUUGUGUCAGUUCUGGAAAAUACCUAGGCCCUUGUUAUUUUAAAGAUUGACAGAGAAGAUUCAAUUGUUAUGUUAUACUUUGUUUUGUACCUUUUUAAGGGAUUUAUCAUCUGAAAGCAUUCCUUAAAAGAAUUCCAUGAAUUUUCUAAAUCAUUCCAGACAUUAUAGGAACAAUUUUCCAAGUAUCACAAGACAGUAUUAACAAUACAUGUAAUACUUCUCAAAACUGAUAAGCAGCAUUAAAAUUUUUCUGAUUAUUACCAAAUCAAAAAAAGAAUUUUACCCCACCAGAAGUUGUUGAGAUAUAAAAAGAUGUUUACAGCUUGUUAUAGAGAUGUUCAAAUUAUUUACAUCAAAAUGUUUCUGUUGUUGAUGUGUUUUUUGUAAUGAUUUUAGUGAUAUUACAUCCAUAUUUAUUUUUCAAAAGUGAUUUGUAAAAUCUGAACUUUCAGGGAAUGUUUUACUCCCUUUUACGUCACAUUCCAUUCCAGUUCUGGGUAAAUAUCAGGUGUAUAACUAAGGGUGGGGGCAUACAGAGAAGAUUUUCUAUGAUGUACUGUCGAUGAAUAGAUUUUUUUGUCACCCACAUAAAAAUUAUCUAAUGUUGAUAUUUUAUUUUUUUUGCCAUUAUGUUCAUAUGAUUCCCUCCAGAAAUGUUCACAUAUUUAUAUGUUUAUUCGUUUUAUUUUUAAACCAAUUUUUUUUUUUUCAUUUUUGCUCCACAAAAUUUAUAUUUUUACAUAUAAGCCGUCCAUGGUCCCUUUUGUUUUUAAUUUGUUGGGAGGUUGCCAGUAUAUAUUAUUUUGUCUCCUAUCAUGAUUUCAUUUCCAGUAUUGUUUUGCUAAAAUGCAUGUACUUGUGUAUUGAAAAAAUAAAUCAAUUUUCAAACAAGAAAAAAAAAAAACUAAAGAAUUCAGUAAGUAUUUAAGUGACUGAUUAAAAUUCACAUAGCAUUUUUGCACAAUAUACAACUGUAGUAGAAACAAAUUGACAUUAAAAGUUAAUGGAUUGGGAAAAGGGAUGGGGUCAUUAAUUUAUUUUAAAUGAUUCUAUGAUUGUUUUAAUUUAUUUAUUUUAAUUGUGUAUAUUAUUUAUCAUGCUUAACUUAAUCCCACACAUAAAAGUGCUAUACGAUGAUGUACCAGUUGUAAUUACGUAGGAUGAAAUAAGAUUUGAUUUGAAUUGGGUAUAGAAAUGGCUAUUUGCUUGGUUCAUUCAAAUGAUUCUCAAAGAGAAAUAUUUAUUAAGAGCAGAUACCUAUUACAUGAAAUUUGAUAUAAUGUAAUGAUCAUUGUUGAUUGUAUACAAUCUCGGUGUGGUGUAUAUUGUUGAUUCCUGUGAUUUUUUUCCCAAUGUUUUGUUGUGGUUCAUAUAUACCGUCCAUUUUUAUUUUAAGGUUGCAUGUUGUCAGAUAUAUUUAAUUAUUGUUGAUAAUGUUAUGAUAAGUAAUUUAUGAAUUAAUAUAUAUUAUAAAUUAUUAAUUAUGAAAUAGUAUACUGAUCUUGUUGUUCAGAUUUAGUUCUGACUGAUUUUUGUUGAUCAUUAGUUUUUAUCUUGGGACAAAACAAUAUAGAUUUUAUGUCAGUGCACUGCAUGUAUCAAAAGAUGGUUAUAUUGAUGACACUGCAUUUGUUUGAUAGUCUUUAUGUAAACUUAUGAACUUAUACAACAUGUACAAGUAAACUUUUAAUUUUAUUUUUUAAUUUGACACUAAUUACUAUGAAAUUUAUAAGAAAAUAUAUAUAACUGCAUUUGAAGCUUUCAGAGGAAAAGAAGAGAUGCUGAAAAUCUAAUCACUGAGAUUUUCUAUCUAAGUCAGAUUAACAUAGUGUGCAUUCUUUUUCGUUUAAAACAUCUUUUACACUUUUCAUGAAUUUCACAUAAUCAUAUCCUUAACAGUAAGUCAUUUCCUUUUCUGUGUAUAAUCAUUAAACCUCAGUGAUGCAUUGAAGGAUUGUCACAUUCAUUAAUUCAUCCAUGAAUAUACCCCUUGUUUUGUGUGUUUUUAUUUUUUCUCCGUCCAAUUUUAUUAUUUUAAUCCCAAAUUCCACAGUCAUUUUUAAACACAUUUACAUAAAGUGAUUAAUGUACUUAACUUUUUGCUUAUGUAUAUAUAGAUAUAAACCUAGCUGUUUUAUUUUACUUUGUAUAAACUGAUGAUUUAUACAUGUGAUGGAUCGCUUUCCCACUAUGUUUUGUUGAUGAGUCCAUGAAUAUUUAUCUUGAAAACAUGACAAUUUCAUUUGUCAAUAAAUAAUAUAAAUCUA